AUGAAGUUUAUAAUAUUUGUUAUUUCAACCUUGUUGAUCCUGAGCCUGGCAUCUCAACUGGAGGCUCGCACGGGCUUCUAUUGCCUGUGGAGCACUAAAAGGACCUGCUCCAAGAACACCCCCACAUGCAUCCGUCUGCAAACUGGUGUUGAUGGGGCCAAUGCGGCCAUCUAUUCAUGCAAAUACUAUCGCAACGAUUGUCAGUAUCAUCUCGAUAGUUGCAAGGGCGCUACAAUGUAUGGCCAAUUGGGAACAACAGCUAAUGUACUCACAUACUGUGUCAUGAAUAGCAUCCCAAUUGGGGGAACCGGAGUUUGCACAUAA
Messenger RNA from Drosophila elegans, 324 nucleotides. RefSeq lists its product as uncharacterized. Lineage: Eukaryota; Metazoa; Arthropoda; Insecta; Diptera; Drosophilidae. The transcript has 2 exons. The record is from RefSeq and is a predicted model, not a curated record. Bases 1 to 324 code for a protein of 107 amino acids.